This is a messenger RNA of Ananas comosus (pineapple), 1195 nucleotides long. Its product is annotated as protein WUSCHEL-like. Bases 67 to 1065 code for a protein of 332 amino acids. The transcript is spliced from 3 exons. NCBI's taxonomy places the organism in Eukaryota, Viridiplantae, Streptophyta, Magnoliopsida, Poales, Bromeliaceae. Gene Ontology annotation, biological process: plant organ development. Gene Ontology annotation, molecular function: DNA-binding transcription factor activity; DNA binding. The record is from RefSeq and is a predicted model, not a curated record.
UCACAGUUCACACACACUCCUCUCUCUAAAAGCUCUCUCUGUGUCUCCCUCCCUUGUAUUGUUUUCAUGGAGCCCUAUCAAUACAACGCGCACCAUGACCAAGAAACUGCUCCUCCCAUCCCCAACACCAUUGGAAUGGGAAUGGGAAUGGGAAUUGGAAUAGGCGGCGGAGCAGGAGGAGGAGGAGGAGGUCUGAUCAACAGCAGCAAGUACAGCGGCAGCAGCAGCAGCAGUGCCAGCAGCAGCAGCAUGGUGUGCCGGCAGUCGAGCACGCGGUGGAUUCCGACGAGCGAGCAGAUACGCAUCCUGCGCGACCUCUACUACAACUGCGGCAUCCGGUCGCCGACGUCGGAGCAGAUCCAGCGCAUCUCCGCCACGCUCCGCCGAUACGGCAAGAUCGAGGGCAAGAACGUCUUCUACUGGUUCCAGAACCACAAGGCCCGCGAGCGCCAGAAGAAGCGCCUCUCCGUCGACCCCAAUGCCGCCGCCACACCCUCCCACAACAAACCCGUCACCGCUGCCGCCGCUGCCGUUAGUGUUUCUAGUCCCUGUGUUUCUCCGGGGGUGUACGGUGUGGGACAGAUACUGGAAAACAGUGUAUAUGAGGGUUCUAUGAUCAGAGAAAGGAGCUUCAGAGAAUACUGCUGCAUGACUGGAGGAGUAGCAGUAGAGGGAGGAGAUGUGAUCAUAGGAGAAGAAAGAGAGAGCAAUGACAAUGCAUCAUGGGUGGGAGUAGACACUGCCGCAGCUGACGCUGACGCUGUCGCUGUCACGACAGCGCAGUGGAUGCACUACUGCCCCGACCGUCAGGCAGCAGCGUCCGCCGCUCGAGAGAUCGAAACCCUUCCCCUCUUCCCGACUUGCAGCAGCAGCGGCGGUGGCGUCCUGAACGGCGAAGAAGAAGAACAAGAAGAAGAGCAGGAAGCAUACGGCGGCGGCGCCAAUUGGACCGAGCAAUACAUGCAGGCUAGCUUAUGCCACAACCACGGCCACGGCCACAGCGCAGCCUCAUUGGAGCUCACACUCAGCUCCUACUACGGCUCUCCUCCUCCUGGAUCCAUGUGAUUAACAUUAUUGAUUAGUUUCUUUUAGUUGCUAUGCUAUGUUAUGUGAUCUCCCUUUUUUGUUGUAGGUAGCUAAGUACCUAGCUAGUAUGUAGAAUAUGGUGUUGUUGUUGUUGUUGUUGUUGUUGUUA